Molecule: messenger RNA, 1721 nt
Organism: Gadus chalcogrammus (walleye pollock)
Lineage: Eukaryota; Metazoa; Chordata; Actinopteri; Gadiformes; Gadidae
Gene: popdc1
Product: blood vessel epicardial substance
Exons: 8
Coding region: 158-1261 (367 amino acids)
Cellular component (GO): sarcolemma
Molecular function (GO): cAMP binding
Source: RefSeq, a predicted model, not a curated record
GUGCGCCUCAUAUUCUGCAGUCCUCCCCGCUCUCCCGAGGAGCUCGACUACACUUUCAUUCGUCGGUUGGCGGUUUUUAUUUGCUUGGGUUUUUCUCGCUUGAUUACAUUGCUUUAAUUUUUACUUUACCGAAGCGUGAAGUUGAUACCGGCCGAAGAUGUCGUCUUCCACCGAGAUGUCCACCAGGCUGUUCUUCUCCACGAUGGCUCCUCUCCACACGGCCUCUCCAGGAGGAGUCGUGGGUCUAGCCAUGGAGCACAACACCACCUCGUGCGCGGAGUGGGAGGGGACCCACCAUCUGCUCUUCCACCUGGGCAACCUGUCCCUGCUCAUGGCCCUGGUCAUCCCCACGACCCUGUCUCUGCACAUGACCCUGCUGCGCAUGUUGCUGAUGACAGGAUGCUCUUUCUUCAUCGCCUGGGCGACGCUCUACAGGUGCAAUCUUGACGUGAUGGUGUGGAAUGUGGUCUUCCUGCUAGUCAACUUCAUGCACUUCUUCUACCUGCUCUACAAACGCAGGCCGAUCAAGAUUGACAGGGAGUUGAGGUCUGUAUACAAGCGGAUGUUUGAGCCACUCCACGUGCGAGAGGCUCUGUUUCAGAGGCUCACCGGCCAGUUCUGCACCAUCCAGACCCUGAAGAAGGGCCAGGUGUACGCGGCCGAAGAUAAGACCUCAGUGGACGAGCGACUCAGCAUUCUGCUCAAAGGAAAGAUGAAGGUCUCCUACCGUGGACAUUUCCUCCACAACAUCUACACCAACGCCUUCAUCGACUCGCCAGAAUUCAGGUCAACUGAGAUGCACAGAGGAGAGAAGUUCCAGGUGACCAUCACAGCAGAGGAGAACUGCAAGUUCCUGUGCUGGACCCGCGAGAGGCUGACCUACUUCCUGGAUUCUGACACGUUCCUGAACGAGGUGUUCCGGUACCUCAUCGGGAAGGACAUCACAAACAAGCUGUACUCUCUCAACGACCCCACCCUAAGCGACAAGGAGGUGAAGAAGAUGGACCGCCAGCCCAGCCUUUGCUCCCAAUUGUCCAUGAUGCAGAUGAGGAACAGCAUGGGUAGCACCAGCGACACGGACGACGUUCUCAACCAGAUCUUACGGGGCAGCUCCACCGGCUCAUCACUCCAGAAAUCCCCGGCCUCCAAGAGCUCCUCCAUGAUGAAGCCUAUCGAGGAAGGCAUGGAAGAUGACGUCUUUGAGGAAUGCAAUCCACCGGACUCGCGACACAGCCCCUCAAGACACGUAGAGGAGGUGUAGUCGUAAAUCGACUAAAAAUGUUGCACGUCCAAUGAGACAAGGGCAAAAAAACAUGAGGAGCCAAUGAGUGUUGUCCAAUAGGGUUGUUAAAACAAUCAAACUGUGAUCUGUCUGAAACUUCUAGUCCUUUAAUAUAUGGGAGAGCCCAAUUAGGAACACAACGAAAGACAUAUGUUUGUGUAGCAGAUAUCCCACUAUGGAUACUGAUGUGUGUUUCCGAGCACAUUGUUCACCCUGAGCAUACAAUGUAUUUAUUCUGACUUUGCACUUUGUGAUUAAGCAAUAGUUUUUAUUAUGUGUUGACUUGAGAAUGAAUGACAACUGUAAUUUACCGUGUGUAUCUUUUAAAAUACUAGUUAUGUAUUGUGUUAAAAAAAAUUCUAUGUAUAUUUUGAAGUUAAAUAGUUUGAGAAAAGCGAAAGACAAUAAACAAAACCAAGCUGAAAAAGCAAUGCGGUUG